CAAUACGACCUGGAAGUAGAUUACGGAUAUAUGACGCCACCCUGACUGUACACUAGUCACACAGAGGCAUCUGGACUUCACAGAGCUGCAGCACUACAAAUACCUGGAAUCCGCUUGACAAACACUUCAUAACGUUGACACAUUCUCAAAUGUUUUUAGCUCGAUGAAGUACCCAAAACAGCAAUGACUGUUUAUGGAUUUUACCUACUGACGCUCCUGGCUGUACUUGGAUAUCAGACAUGCAGUGCAUCAACAUCAACGCCAACAGCACCAACAACGCCGACAACAACAAAUACCACACCCCAACCAAAGCAAGAAUAUGGGGGCACUUGCAGCACCAGUAUUCCAUGCGAUGACGCUAAUAAGAACAUCUUCUGCAACUCCCUUGUCACAAAGUGUCUGUGUGUUGAUGGAAGAUACCACAACGGCCAAGCGUGUAUCCAAUAUUCAACUUUGUCACCACGUUUUGGCACCACGACCACAGGAACUAGUUACGUCUAUGUCCAAUGGAGUGAUCAAACUGCCACAAAUUACGAUGAUGAGUAUCAGCUAACCAUUUCACCCGAUGGCAAAGUAGGUGCUACCACCGGGAAUUUCUACAACUUUACAAAUCUGCAACAAAGAACAAACUACCUCGUCUCUCUCGUGCGAACCAUUUCUAGAUAUGGGAGAAAUCAGAGUCUACCUGCCGUCACAACAACGACCAGAACAAAGGUUGGCUACAACAGAGAAUGCGACUCAGCGUCAGACACGUGUAUUGAUACCCACACAAGCUGUCAGGGCGAUGAAUGUCGCUGUAAUGGAAGAUUCUACUGGGAUACCGGAUGUGUCUCUAUCGACGGUCUCAGUCCCACAUCUGUCAGCGUCACCGUGGACAGCACAACCACAAUGACAGCAACCUGGGAAUCGCCCUCUAACGCCAUUGUUACCGGCUACGAGGUGACCGUCACUCCUGGUAACAUCAUUCAGAUCCUUACACGGGAAGACAUUAAGACCACGCCCAUCACAGGCCUGACUCCGGGGAGGCAGUACAUUGUGUCUGUGGAGACAAAGAUCACCUACCUGCAGGGACGCGAUGAGAAGACAACCGCUGUUUCUGCGCAACCUAAAGUAACAACACCUGAUACAGUGGAUAGGCUCAGCGACAAGACCAACCUCACAGCCCCGGACAUCAUCAUAGACUUCCCGAAGGCUGACGGUGAUGUCCAGUACUACCUGGUCCAACUGCAGGGGAUAACUAAUGGAAGCUACAAUAAAUCAAAUUACGUCUAUGUACCUGAGAUGAAUACGGCUUUCAGUGGAGUUGUGUCUAACUACCAGUACAAUCUGACGAUAACAACGCACAGUAAUCAACAAAAAAGUACCCCUUACAUUCAGACUAUUCGAGUCAUGGCUUCACAGGCCGGUACUGUGGAGAAUUUCCAGAGCACGUCGUUUACAUCACGCAAUAUAACAAUGUCUUGGAUGCGGCCAGUCAGCACAAAUGGAGACCUCUACGAAUACCGCCUGGAGGUGUUGAACGGAACCUGUAAACAGCGAAUUGUUUUAAACUGUACGGAAUGCAAAAGAAAUGCUUCAGUGGAGGGGAGUGAAAACUGUGAAGUCACUACCGUCGUCCCUAUAUCUGAAUCUAACAUCAAGAAUCCUAUGUACAUUGUGAAUUCCACGAUCACAGGACUCCUUCCAGACACUCAGUAUUUUGUUAAGGUCGCAGCUUAUAACCAGGAAGGAAGAGGAAUGGACAGUUACCUACCAUUAACAACCGACGAAGAAGCUGCAAGUGAACCUACUACCUUUAUAGCGAGCCAAAAAACCUCCGACAGAAUAACGUUAACAUGGGCACCACCUGUACCAAGACCUGGAGCUACUCACUACAAUAUCAGUAUCUACGAGAAGAAUGAAAACACAUCUGUCUACGACUAUAUCGAUACCAAAGGAAUAAUCGGUUAUAACCAUAACAUGUGUACGGUGACAAAUUUAUCAAGUGCCUGGGAAUACAAGUUCUACAUUCAGGCCUUCACAAUGAAAGGGGGAUCUGAAAAGGUCUCAUCUGAUGUGAUGACUGAAGAGUCGGCGCCAACGAAAGUCGUCCAAUACUUUGUCGCAAGAAUCCCAAAUGUUUACAACAGCAUAAAACUAUCCUGGGAGUGUCCUAAAAAGAAGGAUGGAAGGAAUGGAAUUAUAAAGAGUUCAACUUUGAUCUACCACUCAAACAAAACAUCUGCAAAAGAUACAAAGAAAGAGAGAAGGACAUAUGAUAAUAUCAACGACUGCAGAUGGAACCAGGAUGUUGAAGUCACGGCGGGGUUCUCUUAUAGUUUUACGGUUUUCCUUCAAAACACUGUUCCUGGUGCACAGUCUACUAUAUAUGAAUAUAUAGAAGCGGGAUGUGAGUAUAUUUUAAAUUACGACAGUAAGCUGUGUUGGCUUGUAAACAAGGAUUCCCAAGGUGCCACCAGUCGUCAAUACACUGUAAUGAUUGUUGGUGCAGCUUCCGCAGUCGUCGUGUUUGUCAUCAUCGUCGUUCUGGUUAAAUUUUUUUUCGGACGUCGAAGAAACGUAGGCCAAAGUGCAAGACGCCUGUCUACACAGGGGAUUCAAAUUGGGAAUGUUAUUGCUAAUAAAAGGCCUAUCAGGAUUUCAGAGUUUGUUGAGCGUGUAGAUGACAUGCACAAAGACUCAAACAUGCAGUUCUCGGAUGAAUUUGAGGAUAUAGGUACUAUAAGUCCAAAACAUGCUUGCGCAGCUUCAGAAACCGGUGGCAACAAACUCAGGAACAGAUAUGUCAACAUUCUUCCAUUUGAUCACACUCGGGUGAAGCUGCGGUCCUUAGCAGAUGACGAUGAGGACGAUUCGGAUUAUAUCAACGCUAAUUAUAUUCCGGGCUACAACUCUCCACGCGAGUACAUCGCUACCCAGGGCCCUAUGACCGGGACUGUGGCGGACUUCUGGAGGAUGAUAUGGGAGCAGGACGUCCACAUCAUCAUCAUGCUGUCAGACCUGAUGGAGAAGGGCAAGCCCAAGGUCGACAGGUAUUGGCCAGAAAACAUCAACGAACCAGUGCAACAUGGAGAGAUCAUUGUCGAGAUGAUAAACUACUCACCACUCAGCAAAUACGUCAUCAAAAUCUUCAAGAUAACGAAGAGGGAUGAAAGUCGGAAGGUCCGCCAUUACUUCCUCCCAGGCUGGCAGGACUUCGGUGCUAAUCUUACCUCCGAUGACGUCAUCAGCUUUGUCAGAGAUGUUCGGAUGACAAUAAAGCCCACGGAAAAAGGUCCAAUCUGUGUUCACUGCAGCGCUGGUGUAGGGAGGACUGGAACGUAUGUCUCUCUGGACGUCUUCAAGCAGGCCAUAGACGAGGAGAACUUUGACAAAGAGCUGGACGUGUUUGACUUUGUGAUGAGGAUGAGAGAAAACAGAUCCUACAUGGUCCAGACAGAGAAACAGUACAUAUUCAUCUACGACACCAUCAAGGAAAUGAUCAUCAGGAAGAGGAAGGAGAUAGUGGAGAGAGAAAACAUCUACCAGAACAACGACAACUAUCCAGAGGAGAAUAUCUAUACCAACGAAGGAUAUGAACCUGACCCGGAAGAGAUGUACAUGAACGUUUAACCAACCACCGUGCUGUAGGAGACCGCACAAGCCGCACACGCGGAGAGAGGUGAAGUCCACACUCAUGUUGGUAGAGGAAAGUUACAGCAUUAACAGAUCAAUCAAGGGUUGCUGCCAGUAGCGCAGUACUACAAUAGCUUAAUGACAGUCACGACCCGGUUAUUAGAAUUCAUUCUGUCUUAGUUUCUUUCACCCUUUUUUAUAACACUGAAUAUAUAAUAAAAUGUUCACGCAGUCUAUGAGAUUUUUUUACUAGGCUGGUCUCUUUGUGUUGAAAAUGUGAUAACUCUUGUAUUUAAUAACAUAAAGGACAUGGAUAUUCCAACCAAAAUCAACAUAAACAUUAUACGACAACUAAUGAUCAAUGCUAUGAACAUUAUAUAUAAACUGCCCAAGGACAUAUAGCUUCAAUGUGUCGGCAUUUGCAUUUAGCAUUCAGACUAGCUAUUUCGUUAAUUGGGAAUAAUCCAGUGUAAACAAUAAGGUAAAGGCGUGAUAAGGGACUAGUUUCGCCCAAUGGAUAUGCAUAAUUUAAAAAUGAAGGAAAACCUUUACAAAUCAUUGGAAAGGUUUUCAGAUAAGUUCAUGUGAAUGGGAAUUAGAUUUUGAUCAUUUCGACAAAUGUCUGAUGUAGACUUUGAUCAAACUUGCGUGCAUAGGAAAGGCAUAAUAUAUUGACAAGGCUUACUUUAGAGUUUUUCAUAUUGUUAUAUAUUGUCCUUUAACUUAUGCAAGUCUUUGAGGGAUGUAGAGAAAAACAAGACCAACAUUUAAAAAAAUUCAACUUUGAUGACACUUCAUCUUUAUAUUUCUUCUGAUAGUAAACAAAUCGGUAUUAGUCGUUCGGGUUAGCCACACCUAUCUAUUUGAUCAUGUCAGCCUAAAAUUGGAAAGUGUAAGAAAAAGGAAAGGCUAGUUGUCAGUCAUUUGAACAUGUCUGAUACCAAUAUUACAAAGUUUUCCGCAACUUUAUAAAUAGUCUCCCUUGUUCGUUAUGUCAGUAGAAAGGAGUUUACCAUGUUGUACAUAAUACCAUAAUGCUCACUAUAAAUGCGUUGUUGUUGUUUUUUCGUGCCCACUGAUAGAGGUCUAUACCGUUUUAGUCAAUACUAAAAUGCCUCUUUGUUAUUUGUUGAAGUGUUUCGACUAUGAAAUUUUAGCGUGCUUUUAAAAUAUUGUUUAUGACUUGUUUCAUCAUGUUCAUCUUGUUAUGAGCGAAAUAACUAAGGUAAAUCAUUGAUAUGUCCUCCAAGCCAUACCAAAAAAUAAAAUAGUUAUUUAUUGAUCAAGAUCUUAAUUAUAUGAAUCCGACUGGUCAAUAUAUUAUUAAUGUCUAAUGUUCCCUUUUAUAACAUUCUGUUUCAGUUGCUCUUUCAAAAUUGUUCCUUUGAAUUCGAUAUUGGGUGAAAAGGGGAGGAGCCUGUCACAUCUCUUUUCUUAAUUGUUUUCAUUUUUGUCAUUUUACACAUGUGUUUUACAAUUGUACACUCCGCUCUGUUUUUACUGUUUUUCUUUUGAAUGUGGAAAGUGUUUUGUCGCUUUUAUUUCUUUACAAUUGUUUCUCAAUAUCUUAUUUUUGUAUUACGCUAAGGUUUUUUUUAUUACGAUAAGGUUUGGAAUUAGAAUAAAUUAUGUAUUUAUAGAUUACAUUUGAAAAACUAGAUUUGAUGUUUAAGAAUUUCUCUUCCACUGUUUGUUAAUUCCUCGGAAAUGUCAUCGUAACUCCCAUGCAAAAACGCCCAACUUGUCGAUCAAUAGUGCACAUUAUUCUCAUCAAUAACGUCUUUUUAGCCAAAUCCAAACAUGUGAGUACGACAAAACAUCCACCAUCUAUUUUCUGGUUUCUCAUGUCUCUGUGAAAAAUGUAACACUUCCGCCUUACACGUAGGUAAUACUAUGUACACGCGUAUAUAAAAUAUAUAGCUUUAAUUGCCAUUGUCUGUGUCUUAGAAAACGUAUUAUCAGAAAUGUAAUGUUAUUACAGCUUGGAGCCACAACGCACUUUUGUUUCUUCUUUGAGGAAAGUAAACUUGUGCAGAACAGAGUGUUCAUUAAGAUCCCCCGGGGGUGUUACGUCUCCACAGCUGAUACAGACUAGUGCUAACAUUUACUUUGAUUUUACUGUUUGACACAGCUGAUACAGAAUAGCGCUAACAUUUACUUUUAUUUUACUGUUUGAUACAGCUGAUACAGACUAGUGCUGACAUUUAUUUUGAUUUUACUGUUGAUACAGCUGAUACUGAAUAGUGCUAACAUUUACUUUGAUUUUACUGUUUGAUACAGCUGAUACAGAAUAGUGCUAAAAUUCACUUUGGUUUUACUGUUUGAUACAGCUGAUACAGAAUAGUGCGAACAUUUACUUUGAUUUUACUGUUUGAAACAGCUGAUACAGAAUAGUGAAUAGUGCUAACAUUCAUUUUGGUUUUACUGUUUGAUACAGCUGAUACAGAAUAGUGCUAACAUUUACUUUGAUUUUACUGUUUGAUACAGCUGAUACAGAAUAGUGCUAACAUUUACUUUGAUUUUACUGUUUGAUACAGCUGAUACAGAAUAGUGCUAACAUUCACUUUGAUGUUACUGUUUGAUACAGCUGAUACAUAAUAGUGCUUACAUUUACUUUGAUUUACUUUUUGUUUCCUAUUUUGGCUCAGCUAAAUGUUGUCAUCUGUGGUUGGACAAUGUAGAUAGGAAUGUAGAAUAUCCAAGCAUUUAGAAGGAUGAGGAGUUUCAAAAGAUUAAUUUGGUUUGGCCGAAAUGUGGGAUGUUCCGUAUCGUUAUGUCUUUAAAUUGCUAUUUUGUA
Messenger RNA from Haliotis rufescens (red abalone), 6412 nucleotides. RefSeq names its product tyrosine-protein phosphatase 10D-like. Gene Ontology annotation, molecular function: protein tyrosine phosphatase activity; protein binding. Gene Ontology annotation, biological process: protein dephosphorylation. Bases 184 to 3612 code for a protein of 1142 amino acids. The transcript is spliced from 25 exons. The record is from RefSeq and is a predicted model, not a curated record. NCBI's taxonomy places the organism in Eukaryota, Metazoa, Mollusca, Gastropoda, Lepetellida, Haliotidae.